Molecule: messenger RNA, 3687 nt
Organism: Xyrichtys novacula (pearly razorfish)
Lineage: Eukaryota; Metazoa; Chordata; Actinopteri; Labriformes; Labridae
Source: the annotation of a GenBank genome assembly
GGAAGAUGUUACAGCAGAGCACACAUGGGCAGGGUGUGCAGGAAAUAAGUCACGAAAGACAACCUAUAACUGCUUCUAAAAUAGGAAGAGAUCACUGAGACUGCGGCUCUGCAAGGUUGGCCUGAACCUCCCUCGUUUGUUACCUGCUCAAGCAUUACCAGGACAUUGCAGCUUUGGAGAAAUUCAUCAGUUCGUUGGGUGUGUAUAUUUGAUCUUCUCUUUAAUGUGAUGUACAGUAACACAGUGUUAUCAGAGGAAUAAGUAUAAAGGAUGCUUCAAGGCCAUUCAGGAAGUAACCUCUGCCCUUGCUUCGCAUAAUUUCCUCAUAAAGAAUGCAAUAACACGGAUGAUUGCAAGUUUUUUAUGUUCGUUUGUUUAUUUUAAAGAACAAUUUUACUCUUUUAUAACUUAGUUUCAACAUCUUUUUAUCCUCUUGUAUUUAUGCACAGUUUUCAGGAUGCAAGACACCCUGCUGCGAAUGUUUGUGGUUGCUGUGGGUCUUCUAACAUAUCCCAGACAUGACCCCAGUGUUCAGGAUUCUGAUGAUAUGACCUUAACAGGCAUGCAAAAGUAUGAACAGAGACUAAUGGGAGGAGGAAACAAACUGGACAACCUCAUGGAGGCUGCCAAUGAGGAAAUAAUGAGGAUAGGCACAGACAGCAGAGGGCCUCCUGAUGACAAACAAAACAUACCAGAGGAGGGAGAAACAUCUGUUCGACAUGUUCCUGAGGAGGAACACAUGCCACAUUUGGAAGAUGUGACUCCUCUGAAGACUGCACAAACUGAGCAUGAACAAGGCCGAAAUUCUCAGCUGGACAUGCAGAAUAAUCAGCAGGGAGGUGUUCAGACUGGUGAUGCUUUAGGAGAUUUGAGAAAACCAGAAGUGACACAAGAGGAGGCUGAGGAGGUAGAAAAGAUCGGCUCCAAAGACCAGGAGUCUACUCAGCCACAUCUUCACACCCAGACAUCAGAAAAGGACAGUGCAGAGACAGACUUUGCUUUCUGGGAGGAGGGCUAUAUCUGGUAUUUAUGCAACACAUUGUCCAUCAUUUCAAUAAUCCGCCUCUUGAGAAAAUACCUGUGGGGAAAUUCCCAAACAGAACAAGGAGAAAGCCGCGUUUUCCCACUGACCUGCGCUGCUGCCGAAGUACCACUUUUGGACAACGACACUCUGCAGAGGUUUCACUCUAAAUAUGUGAAAGUCUCUGCCGAUAAGAGGUGGAAAGAGGAGUUCCUGGAGGGGUUUGCAGAUGAUCUAAUACAGGCCAUGAAGAAAGUGUCUGAUAAACGUGGUGGCAUGGUGAUUGAACACUUUCAGAUGAUGGAUGUGUAUAACAUCAUCGUCCCCUUCACUCCACCUAAUCCAUGGGGUUUUCAGUGUCUUCUCCACAACAACGAGGUGAGUGACCUGCCUCCAGAGAUGCAGGUUUGUGGUCAAAUAAAGCUGGUGGAAAGACAGGAAAUCCAAAAGGGCUGCCCCUGUCAGUCUGCUGAGGCAGAAGAUAUGGUUUGCCUGCUGCAUUGUGGGACAGAGAAGGUAAAGAUGAAGAUCGCUGAUGUUCACGAUGGCCCUCUUUGUGCAAAGAACUCCCCGUUCCUUUCUAAAUCACAGGUCACCAGGUGGUUUCAGAGCACCAUCAAGGAAGCGUGGGCACAGAUUUCGCACAAGUAUGAGUUUGAGCUGAACAUACGCUACCUUGAAGCCCCGGGAGCUCUAGUGGUUCGAUUCAGGUCAGGGAAGAAGAUCAUCUUCAGUAUGAGUCCUGUGGUUAGAUCCAACUCUGAAGCGUAUUUCUUCAUCACUCCUUGUGCCCCCACAAAUCUGGAUACUUUGUGGACUCUCUCUCUGACCACAUAUGAAAAUCAUUUCUUGGAAAAAAUUUCUAAACUCCUUCCUGAAAACUCAUGCCACAGUCAGACUCUGGAAAUUGCAAGUUUUCUUCACAGAAGACAAACGGCACUGUCAGGGAGCAGUGCGCUCAAGGACUUUCAUUUUAAAACCGCUGUAAUGCACCUGCUGCUGACCACACAGCCGCCACAGUGGAAACCAGACCAUGUGGCGGAAAGGUUACAAGACUUACUGGUAUUCAUGAAGAAGAGCCUUGAGAAAAAGCAGUUGCACCAUGCUCUUAUUGGAAACUCUUCAACUCAAAAGAUUAUUAAACUUCCUGAUGAAUUCACUAAAGCAAAGAUGGUGAAUCUCUUCCAUCCCCUUGUGGUUCAUAAUUGUAUCUACAGAAAUGCAGUUAUGCACUUCCAGGAAAUGCUUGAAAAUGCACACAUGCUGAUCCAAGACUACAUCGAUCAGUGCGCUGACAACAGCUCCGUUUGAAAAAAAAAUAACUAAAGACUCAUUUAAAAAUGCACAGUUUGGAGAUUGGAUGUUGUCUGCAACAGUAUUGAGCACAAGAAUCUUCAGGCAUGAAAUUAAAGCAAUUCAUUUAUUAAAAUUUUGAUCACUUUAACAUGAUAUCUAAUAAUCAUUAUCCCAGUAGUUGAGGAAGUCCUUAUGCUCUUCCAUCUCAGGAUCCUCCAGGUCGAACGAGUCAGCCAUUUUCAUAAGUGGUUCAAAUUCUAUGUCUUUGUCCUUACUGCUCAGGUCAACCUUCCAAGAGUGACUGGAAACAAGAUUCCUUGAAGCUGUUGAGAAAUCAAAAAUCUUAGCUUAAGUAGUUUGUCGUUUUAUGCCUUUACAUGCUUCAUUUUUUCCAACUUAAACCAAAGUCCAUAAUGUGCAAACUUGCCUUUAGGGGAUGUUGCAGAGCAAGUGGAUUCACAGCAGGUGCAUAUGGAGUCUUCACCAUAUAGCUCCUUCCACCUAAAGCAAUGACAGGUUUCAUCAUGAUUGAUAUCCAAACUGGAACACAUCAAUAUGCCCAAUAGCUUCACUUUUAACUCUUCUAAAGUUUGUCAGCUUUUUGCAAACCAAUAAAGCAGUUUUUGCUUUAAAAGCAAAAUGUCCUUGUUCUUAUUUAACCUCAUUUAAAAAGAUAACUCACUUUUUAGAUGUUGCGUCAUAACUGCAAGCCUUUGAACUCGUGGUUGGAGUAAGUUUUCCCAUAGAGAUCUCACAGUGCAUGUAGAGUUGCUGAAAGACAGUUUUAAGUGUUUAAAACCUUUGAAUUUGAUUGAAUAAAUCUAUGUGCCAUUUUUGCAAAUACCUGUGAUGACGAGGAGGAGGAAACGGAGUCCUUGAAAACCAGGGCUCCUAUACUGAAUUUCUGCAUGGUCUUAGAGUUACCAGUGAGGAACUUUGAUUGGUCUGUAAGCUUGCUGUCAAUCAUACAGCUGCAUUUACAGAGAAAAAAAAUUAGUUAACGUUUCAUAAUAAAGUGACAUAACUAUAUCCUGAAACAAAAAUUUCUUACCCUUGGUUGUCAAUGACUGUAUAUUUAGGGGAAGAGUUGGGGUCUUUGGCAGCUGUCAUGAAGCACUUCUUGACAUAUAUCCUCUGAUCUCCAGAUUUUUCUCUGCCACUUGGUUUCUUGGCCUCAAAGUACAUUGGCUGGCCCAAGGUGUAGGUUUUAGCGCCAGUGAUUUCAUUUCCUGAUGCUGCAAGAAUGAGAGAUCAGUUGAUCAAGCCACAGUUUGAUGCAGGUUAAGCUCUUGUACAUGUCCAUAAAUUAUGUGUGAAAAAUUGUGCUUAAGUUUCUGUCUUGCUCAAAUAAAUGUUGAAUUCAGAUGUCA